CUCUUUUUUUUUUUCUUCCUCUUCUUUUCAUUCCUUUUCCUUUGGAGAUCAAUUCUGCAUUUCAGGAACGACCUAAUCACAUUCACCAUGCCAUUGUUGGGAAUUAGAGAACGUGUUGGAAAAUCGAGUGUGUGGAAGAGAUUUUCCGAAUUCAUCCAACGAGGCAAUAUCAUUGACCUUGGUGUGGGUCUUGUCAUUGGAGGUGCUUUCUCAAAGGUCCUUACAAGCUUCGUUGAUGAUAUUUUGAGUCCUCCUCUCGGUCUAGUCAUCUCAGGCCAUAAUUUGGAGAAUUGGUUCAUUGUUAUCAGACCUGGAAAAACUCCUGGCAAGAAAUACAACACCAUUGAAGAUGCUCAGGAAGAUGGAGCCGUUACUGAAAACGUCGGUCGUUUCCUUCAAACAGUGCUCAACUUUCUCUUGGUCGCUAUUACACUGUUUAUCAUCGUCAUGGCUGUUCACUCGUUUAGAGAAUACCGUAAGAAGGGUAAAUUAAGUGAGAAUGGAGAGGUCGAUGCGACAAAACCUGAGCCUACCCCUGCUUCUGGAGCCACGCGUACUUGUCCCUGGUGUGAUGCCAAUGUUCCGAUCAAGGCUGUCAAAUGCAUGUACUGCACCAGUUUCUUGCAUGAAAAGGUUCCGGCUGCACUCUUGAAUAAGCAGCCUCAAGAAUCUUUGAUUGAGUUGGAUGGAUAAAGAAAAAAAGUUACCAGAUGUACAUAGUCUAUUUCAAUUGAUAAAAUCACUCAG
Lobosporangium transversale is the source of this 747-nucleotide messenger RNA. RefSeq names its product large-conductance mechanosensitive channel. Gene Ontology annotation, biological process: intracellular water homeostasis; monoatomic ion transmembrane transport. Gene Ontology annotation, molecular function: mechanosensitive monoatomic ion channel activity. NCBI's taxonomy places the organism in Eukaryota, Fungi, Mortierellomycota, Mortierellomycetes, Mortierellales, Mortierellaceae. Gene Ontology annotation, cellular component: membrane. The coding region runs from base 88 to 693 and encodes 201 amino acids. The transcript is spliced from 3 exons. The record is from RefSeq and is a predicted model, not a curated record.